CUGUAUUUUGUAAAUCGUUAAAUCACAAAUGCUGGUGAUAACAAAUUAAACUCGAGCAAAAAAGCUGGUCCUGGUAACAAUGCAGCCACUACUUGUAUUCAUAUUCGGAAUAAAACUGUUGGCCAAUGUCGUGAUUGAUCCGAAUAUCAAUUAUUCCCGACGUCAAAAAUAAUACACAGUAAAGGUUAUUCCCUUUUUGACGUCACAUUUGUUGUUUCUUUCUGUUUUUAACAUAUCAGAACCGCAGUAAGCAUUACACUCUGACAGCAUUACACUCUGACAAAAUGUCAAGCAGCAAUAACUAUAUCCAAUUGAUCUCUCACGCAAAAUUGGCAGAAUAUGAUCAAACACGUAUCGACUUACCAAUCCGCAAAUACGUACUCAUCAAUAAUUUACUACGCGAAGAAAUGAAAGAGAAUACUAAAGACAAAAAUAUGAUACUGUUAGAGCAGCACUGGUUUGACUCUUGUUUAAAUGAACUGGUCAAGGAAGAACAAGAUCAAAACGAAAGAGAAUUGACAUUGAAGCAUAAUCUACAUUUAAAAGCUUUUUACAAUUUGCACAAUGGAACAGGGUUUCUUAUUUGCACUUCGAAUUCAUAAAGUUCUUUCAUACGAAAAUAAAAAUAAUAAAAAAUAAAAAAUAAAAACAGAAAUAAUAAAAACCGC
Messenger RNA from Mucor mucedo, 668 nucleotides. RefSeq lists its product as uncharacterized. The transcript has 2 exons. The record is from RefSeq and is a predicted model, not a curated record. NCBI's taxonomy places the organism in Eukaryota, Fungi, Mucoromycota, Mucoromycetes, Mucorales, Mucoraceae. The coding region runs from base 285 to 602 and encodes 105 amino acids.